UAGAUGCCUGCAGGGGAGAGGACAACUCCAGCUGAACUGAUGCAUCUCGGCACCUGAUACUGAGCUCAGCUUCUGACAUGAAGAAAGAUAUAGAGUCUUUAAUAGCCCAGGAAAAAGCAGAGAUUGUUGCCAAGUAUGAGAAGGGCAGGCAGGACGGAGCUCAGAUUGACCAGUGGGAAGAUGCUGAUUUCACGCUGUAUAAAGUUACAGACCGGUUUGGAUUCCUGCACGAGCAGGAGCUGCCGACCCGCACAGCCUUGGAGGAAAAGCAAAAACAGCAGGAAAUCGAACGUGUGGACAAGUGGCUAAAGAUGCUGAAGAAAUGGGGCAAAUACAGAAACAGUGACAAGAUGUGUCGGCGAGUGUACAAAGGGAUCCCGCUUCAGGUGCGAGGCCAGGUCUGGUCGCUUCUGCUGGACGUUGAGAAGAUGAAGAAGGAGAAUGAAGGAAAAUAUGAGCAAAUGAAAGAACAAGCAAAGAGCUUUUCAUCGGAAAUCAAGCAGAUAGAUCUGGAUGUUAACCGCACCUUCCGAAACCACAUCAUGUUUCGGGAUCGCUACGGAGUGAAGCAACAGGCACUCUUCCAUGUCCUGUCAGCAUACUCUGUUUAUAACACC
This is a messenger RNA of Balearica regulorum gibbericeps (East African grey crowned-crane), 617 nucleotides long. Lineage: Eukaryota; Metazoa; Chordata; Aves; Gruiformes; Gruidae. The record is from RefSeq and is a predicted model, not a curated record.